Messenger RNA from Brassica oleracea var. oleracea, 792 nucleotides. RefSeq names its product PLASMODESMATA CALLOSE-BINDING PROTEIN 1-like. The record is from RefSeq and is a predicted model, not a curated record. The transcript has 4 exons. NCBI's taxonomy places the organism in Eukaryota, Viridiplantae, Streptophyta, Magnoliopsida, Brassicales, Brassicaceae. The coding region runs from base 115 to 654 and encodes 179 amino acids.
GCUCUAAACUUUCUCUACAUCUUCUCUCUCUAAAGCCAUCAUCUUGGUUUUGGUGUGUGCCUUGCUGUCUAUUUUGGUGCUUCCCCUAGAUAAGUGACCUUAAGACUAAUCAUCAUGAGAAUGUUUCUAGGUGUCUUGCUUCUCUUGGCCUUGACCACAUCUUCAAGUGCUAUUUACUGUCUCUGCAAAGAUGGGAUAGGAGACAACCAGCUUCAAACAUCGAUAGACUAUGCUUGUGGAACCUUAGCAGAUUGUAACCCAAUCCAUGACAAGGGUGCUUGUUAUCAACCAAACACCAUCAAAAACCACUGUGAUUGGUCUGUUAACAGCUACUUCCAGAAAGCAGCUCAGGCCCCUGGAAGCUGUAAUUUCUCUGGAACUGCCACUACCAGUCAAAACCCACCUUCAAAUUUGGUUACUGGAUGUAUAUAUCCUUCAAGCGCUAGCUCUGCAGGGUCGCCUCCUUCAACUACACCACCAACGGGAACAACUCCAACAACAAACGGAACCGGAGGCUUUACUCCAUUUCCGGGAACUCCUCCUGCUUUUGGUCCAACCGGAACCGGAGGCUUUACCCCAAGCAAAGCUGCUUCAAGUUUGGUCAUUUCCUCUGUUUUCACGCUCUGUUUCUCAUCACUAGCGUUUCUGAUGUAAGGUCCGUGUAGAGACAAAAGACAUCCACAUGGGUCCGUCUUUUGAUUCCCUUUUGGGUAGAAAAGGAAGCUUCAGUGGUCAUUGUGGUUUAUAUUUCUGUUUUUUCCCAUUUAUGUGAAAGAUGCUCUAAUUAGAAUC